Theobroma umbraticum is the source of this 2080-nucleotide messenger RNA. Its product is annotated as SMAD/FHA domain-containing protein. The record is from RefSeq and is a predicted model, not a curated record. Gene Ontology annotation, molecular function: protein binding. NCBI's taxonomy places the organism in Eukaryota, Viridiplantae, Streptophyta, Magnoliopsida, Malvales, Malvaceae.
CAGCAAAUAAACGGUGCCGUCUUUAUGGCGGCGCGGAGCGCCUAAGCCAAAAUUAAGGAUCCAAAAUGUUCAUUUCAAAAUUCAAUCGACCAAACAUUUGUUAAAAGAACAGGGGCAAAGGUGAUGGAAAUCGAAGGAACAAAUGGUUCAAAAUUGGCGCUAAAGUAUGGUUUCAAGACCGUAUUCGGAAGAGGCUCAGGGUUCAACACGAGCGACCGGACCGUGUCUCGCCAUCACGUUUUACUGGAGCUCGAAACUCUGGUCGACAAAAAAGGCGAGACCCAAAAGGAGCCUAGGGUUUCAUUCGAAGUUACAGGCACGAACCCGGUUUGGGUACGUAGCAGAACAAACGGAGAGAUAAAGGUUUUUAAAAAUUCCGACAAAGAUGAGCUGGCAGAUGGCGAUUGGCUCUGCGUUUCGAGUCGAAUCCCUGUUUGGUUUGUCUUGAAGAAGAGUGAAGAAAAUGGGAAAGAAGAAGAGAGAGAUUUAGGGAGUGAGAGUGGAGCAGAGACUGUUGACAUAGAAGAUAUUGACCAUGUUAAAGAAUUUGGCUUUCUCGUAAUGGGGCAUGAGUUUGAUCAGUAUCCGAAUCAAAGCAUCCGUAAUAUAAAGAAUUGGGACUGGUUCCUGGAGGAAUCCGGAAAAGAUAGCGAGGAUGAUGAUGAAACUGGUGGAGAAAGGAGGAGGGGCGGUAAGGGAAACAAGAGAAGGAAAGGAGACAAUGAUGACGACUGGACUGGUGAGGGUGAGGAUGAUAAGGAGGUUAUCGCGAAAGAGAGAAAGGUUCGGAGAGCAGUUUAUUCUACGAGAUCAAAGGAAUGUGACAAAUCAAAGGAGGAUAGUGGUGGAAAAAAUAGAAGUUCUGUGCAGAAGAAAUCUGUUUCUGCAGGGGAAGGAAACGGUGCAGAUGAAGAUGAUGAAACACUCGGAGGGUUUAUUGUGGAGGACGAUGAUGCAGAAAUAGAAGAAGAAAGCGAAUUGGAUGAAGAAGAGGAGGAAGAUUUUGAUGAUGAAGAUGAGGACAACGAGGAUGAUAAGUAAGUAGACAGCUUUCCCAUUUAACCUGUUUUAACUAGCAUGACAUCCAAGUUAAGAGUGGUUGUCUUGUCUGCAAACAUGGGGUGAAGAACAAUGAGUAUGUAACAAGUGUUGUAGUUUAUUUCUUGAAUCUUUUGUAAGGCUAAUUUCAAUGAGGUAUAUAUAUUUUUUCUGAUAUAUAUAGUCCAUAGGCUAUUCGGUUUGUUUCUUUUAGGAGCACCAGAUGAAUGCUAUGACCUGCAUCCGAGGAAUAUGCCUUAAAAGGCUUUAACAAAGGAGGUGAAGAUGCCUCUGCUUUUGUUGCAACUUGCAUAUUUCUGAUGUAGAAAUGCUUGCUAAUCUCAUUUCCGGGAAGGAAAAUCUGUCAGGGGCAUUCAAAUUUCAAACUGCUAUGAAACUUAAAACUUUUGAUCUGUUUGGGUUAGGAUGGCAUGGGAAUUGGGAAGUGGAAAGCAUAGAAACACUUCAUUUCAGUUUUAUAAGAGACCGGAAAGAAAGAAACUGCAUCAUCAUUCUUCUUCUUGACACCACUAUAUAAAAGCCAUUCACUGAAUUAUCCAAAAACCAAUUUUAAGUACAAAUUCAUCGAAAUUUUUAAUGAAACAAUGCAUGCUAUUUCUAUUUAUUAUUUUUACCCUGUAAAAGCCAAAUUUCCAAAUAAACAAAUAAAACAACAAGGUGGUUGAAAAGUAGUACUACAAAGAAAGCAUUACAAGCAGCAUUUCAGAUUUCAAAUUUCAAAUUUCAAAAAAUCUUGAUAAAUAGAGUUAGUACGAAUCUCCACACAUUUCAUUGAUGGUACUAUAUAUUUCUCCAAUAAUUUCAUUAAUUGAUCUGUUCUUAUGGAUUUAUGGUAAUGUCAGUUCAAUCCUACAAAAUAAAAUGAAACCAUAUCCUCCUUUCUAUCUUUUUCUGCCUAAAUUUAUUUUCUUCUCAUUUUUUAGAUUUAAAUUUAUUUAUAAAAAAAAGGCGGCAAAUUAGCCGUUUAAUCUUGUCAUCAGAAAACUGUCAGUUCAGGUGGUUUUUGUGGGUCCAACUGACA